This is a messenger RNA of Ruditapes philippinarum (Manila clam), 5974 nucleotides long. Its product is annotated as arf-GAP with dual PH domain-containing protein 1-like. Bases 90 to 1202 code for a protein of 370 amino acids. NCBI's taxonomy places the organism in Eukaryota, Metazoa, Mollusca, Bivalvia, Venerida, Veneridae. Gene Ontology annotation, biological process: positive regulation of GTPase activity. The transcript is spliced from 9 exons. Gene Ontology annotation, molecular function: GTPase activator activity; phosphatidylinositol bisphosphate binding. Gene Ontology annotation, cellular component: intracellular membrane-bounded organelle; plasma membrane. The record is from RefSeq and is a predicted model, not a curated record.
AUCUUGUCGCUUUUCAUUAUUCAAUGCGGAAGUUGUGUUGUGAUUUAUAAAUGUAAAAUAAUUAUCCAUGAAUUAUACAAAAUAGUAAGAUGUCAGAGCGGAAUCGUCAAGUUCUGAAUGAACUUUUAAAGAAGCCUGGAAAUAGUUGCUGUGCUGACUGCAAAUGUGAAGAAAAUGUAGAAUGGGCAUCAUGCAAUCUUGGUAUAUUUUUGUGUCAGGACUGUGCAGGGAUUCACAGAAGUUUAGGGGUAGAUACAAGCCGAGUCAAAUCUAUCAAGUUAGAUAACUGGGAUGAUGAUCAGGUCAUGAAAAUGUCAGAGAAAGGAAAUGAUGUGGUUAACAAAAAGUAUGAGCAACAUUUACCAAAGUAUUACAUGCGCCCAACAAGACAUGAUGUGGAAAUAUUAAGGGCACAGUUUAUACGGGCUAAAUAUGAGCGUAUGGAAUUUGUUUAUCCUGCCAAACAAGCACCGUAUAGUUCAAAUACAAAGGAAGGAAAUUUGAUGAAGAAAGGCAAACACGAUAAAAAAUAUAACCCAAGGAGGUUUAUUAUAAAUUCCAAAGAUAACUGCCUGCAGUAUUUUAACAAAGAAUCACCUAAAGGACCAAAAGACACAGUACCACUAGAUGACAUAAACAUUGUGUUUGUACCAGAGAAGAUUGGUAACCCGAAUGGUUUUCAGAUAUCAUAUAUGAAGAAUGGUACAACUAGAAAUCUCUUCCUCUACUGUGACGAUUCUAAGGAAGCUAUAGACUGGUUUACAGCAAUACGAUGUGCUAAAUUAGAGAGAAGACGGUUAGCAUUCCCUGAUAGAAAUGAAGAUGAGUUGUGUAAAGAUUUGACCUCAAAUUUUCUCUGUGAAGGGUUUUUAUGGAAGAAAGGACCUCGCAAUGAACCUUAUAAAAAAAGAUGGUUCACCUUGGACAGAAGGAAGCUUAUGUACCUAUCAGAUCCUCUGUCACCGAUUCCUAAAGGGGAAGUAUACAUAGGACAUAAAGAUGCUGGAUACUCUGUUGCCAAUAGCACAAAAAACAAGUCUGAUAUCCUAGAGUUUGUUCUAGAGACGACAGAGAGAGGGUUUGAGUUGAAGGCUGAGAGUAUUGAAGAUAAGGAGAAGUGGAUUGUAGCUCUGACCAAUGUGAUAACUAAUCCUCCAACUCCACAAGAUAUUAAAAUGUGUUCAAUGAUGAAUAGACGAUGAAGAUGUUACAGACAGAUGUUAUAAUUGCAAAGACAUUUGUGAUAUACAGUAUGCCUCUUAACAUGUGCUGCAAAUAUUCAUGUUUGACAUUUCUACUGUAUAAAUCUUUAUUUUAGUAUAAAUCAAUGAUUCUGAAUAUAGAGAUCUAAUCCUGCUGUAUGGAUAGUCGCAGAAUUUACUAUUGACUAUAUAAUUGUCUUGUUCUUUUUUAUGAUUGGCUGAGCAUGAUUUGUAAUGUGCUUGGCAAGGGUACAACAAUGUUGAAGAGUAGUUUAGUGUGUGUAUGUGUCUAAUAUUAACUUAUCCGGACAUUGAUGAAGUUAUUUACUUGAAAUGUUUUAAAGAAACUUGACACAAAAGUUUGAGAUUAUCUGUUUUGCUCAUUGCCUCUGUCUGUAUCUUCAAGGUCAAGGUCAAACUUGGAGAUAAAUGAUCAUUCACAACAUGUGGUCUCUAGUUUAAUCAUCUGGUCUGAAAUUUUUUACUUUCCUUUUUUCUUUUGAGUGUAUAUAUAUUUUUAUUACUUAUACAAUUUGUUCAUAUUAAGGUAUAAAAACAUUCCUGUGACAUGUUUUAUACAUGUAAAUUAUUUUCUUGUUUCAGUGCCAUAUUUUUUAUGGGACUGGAUUCCCUCAAUGUUUGUUUGUUAAAUAAUUUUGUUCCUACCCAUAAGCUGCUGAAUCUGUGUAACGACUUUGACUGUUUAGUUUUGAACAGCCCAUUUAGAGAAUUGGCAAAAUACAAAAUAUAUGCUUCCAUUGUUGAAGUCUGGUAUAACCUGGCUAUGUACUGGUAGAAAGAGCUAAUCCCUUUUAAUUCCAGCAGAUUAUUGCUAAAUAUCUUUUACACAUCUGAUUAGGUCUAUUUUUUGUGUCAAAAUUGUUUUGUUUAGCAAAAGGAAUAAACUUGAUAUUAGUUCACUGGCAAUACUAGAGCUUUAGAUAAAGUAAAUGUACAUAACUGCUAGCUGGUGAAGGGACAUGACUCUUAUCAAACUUAGCAUCAUUUAUAUCAUUCAAGAAAUGUUUGGGAGUUUUGGGAUUUUUUUAUUAUUAUAGAUAGAAGAAAUGUGAUCAAUAUAAUUCUACAAGUGUUUAAAAUAGUGCUGUAAUAGUUUUUUUGGUAUAACAAUAUACAUGUACUUUUAUCAUGUUGCAGUGUCAUCCAUUACAAACAGCUUAUAUUAUAACUUUUAUUUUGACCAUGUUGAGCACUGUUACUUUGUGAAAAUAUAAACACCUAUAUGAGAUGACACAACAUGUCGUUUGCUAUAGAACAAGCUAUGUCAGUAAUCAUUUAUCUCACUGAUGCAUUAUAUUUCUUGUAGAUUAAUACUGGUUAUUAUAUCAAUAAUAAACCGUAGCUUACAAUAAGUUUUAUAACAAUCAGUAUAUCACCAUAUUACAAUAUGCACAAUACAAUAACGGUUCACUGUAUGAUAAUUUAUCGGACUACAUACUGUACUGUAUCAUCGCACAUGUAGUUUAGAAACCUAGUAUAAUUAAACACCUGCAUGAGAAAAUGACCCUUAACAUCAUUUUACAAAUGAUGUCAAAAGACCUUAACUUGUCAUUGAAGUUAAAAAUAAAAAAAGUGAAUUUCCAUUGAAAUGUUAAAUUGAGGAUAUUGAAUGAGUGUAAGUUUCAUACUGAAUUUAUUGAACAAGUUGAAUAAAAUUAUAUUAUGCGAGCCUCUGGUGAGUAAAAUAUUACAUUAUUCAACAAGUUCAAUAAAUUCAGUAAUGAACUUACACAAAUAUAAUAUUCUAUUUGUCACAUACCCAAAAUUAGGACUGUUUAAAGUGCAAAAGAAUAAUUUUUUAAAUUGAUGCCUCUAAAGUGUAACGCUAACAUUUAGCAAGUCUUUACACUAUGUUUGGAUAUAACGUAAAUGACGUCAUGUCAAAAUAUAUGCAUGGUCGUGCAAUACCAUAUUUGCAGAGUCGCAAAAUCGCAAGGGUAUGUGAUAAAGAUAAAAGACAAUAAGCAAAUUUCAAAAGUUUUUUUUAUUUAUUUCAAGAGCUAUAGAAUUGAAUUUGUUUGUGACUUUAGUAUGUCAAGUUAAAAAAAAGUUAAUGACAUAAAGAGCUGUUUUCUCAUGUUGGCAGUCAUAAUAUUGAUCUUGUUAGUCAUCCAUAGUAAAUGAUUGUUUGGGUUUUUAAUUGCAAACUUUAAAGAUAGAUUUCUAUGAGUAAAAUACAUUUCCAAAUGAUAAUUAUUUUCGUUAAUAAUCAAGACCAUGGACAAAAUACUAUUGGUCAGACAUGCAGGAUUUCUUUGAUAAUCAGGUUACACAGCAACAACACUAUGAAUGGUUUCAUGUAAAAUAACAUGUAUUUUUUGUAUUACUUAAAUCUUUAUACAUGUACACAAAAAUUAAUUCUCAUAAUUAUUUAUUAUAACUUUAUGAAUUUAAUAUAGAAUAAUGAUUUAUUUACCUUUUUUCAAACAAUAUAUCUUUAACUUGUUUGUAUUUUUGUAUUUCAUUUUUUGUUUUUAUAAAUAGAUAUAUUUCUAUUCUUUGCUUAAUUUGAAUCAUAUCAUUUUUUUGUAACAUUUUUUUCAUAUUUAAAAAAAAAAUUCUUCUAUUUUGCAUAUAAUCAGUGUUUGAUGUUAUGUGCUAAUUUCACUGGAAUUACUUUUACCAUGUUUAUUUAACAAAUAUAUUUCUAUAAAAUGAAACAAACAUCAAUAAGUAUAUUACUCCUAUGCAUAUUUAAAGUUUUGAUUCAACAAAUUAUUGAAAUACAUUUGCUUAUAUAGACAAAGAAAAUUGGCAGUGUGGAUUCAUGAUAUAUGUUCUUCACUGAUACACAAAAAGAAUGUGUUACAAAGUUUUCUUUCCUUUUCAAAUAAUAAAUGUUUUAGUUUUAGUUUAUACUAAUUUAUUUAGUUUGAUUGUGUUGGAAGCUAUAACCUUAUUGAACCCCUCUUGAAAAUAUUUUAGCACAUUAUUAUGCAUCAGAACUACAUACCAUGCAAUAUCAUACAAUUAGAAUUUGUUACAAGAUGUGUAGGUUAACAUUGUAUAAUGAUUUAAAUAUGUCUUCCAUUUUAACAUUCCAUUAGUGUAUAAAGCUAUAUAUCAGCUGCAUGUAGUUUACAGACAUAUUGUUUGAAUUUUGAUAAAGAAUAAUUCCAAAAUACUUGUAUGUAGGAAAUAUGUUUGUAUAUGUCCUUAAGAGAGAAUGACACAUGCACAAAAUCAUAGCUAUAUGGUUUAUACUGUACUUAAAAUAGCAGAAUAAUAAUGUACUUGUAUUUGAAUUCGCGGAAACAAAUUUUCACGGAAAGGUCUAUUUUGGGGGUCUAUACAUUAAAUAGAAUUUUGUUCUGGAACAGAGACAUUAUAUGGUACAAAUUCUCUUAAGAAUCAACCAUUUGGGCUAUGGAAACAACAACAUUUUACAAAUUAUUAAUUUUACAUUUUAUAUCUUAUGGUACAGCUUUAUACACUUUAAACUUCAUUAAUUAAUUGAUGAAAUAGAUUGGUUCUUCCAAAUCUCUACUCAUAUUGACUGUUGUUAUAAGUAAAAGUACAACGUUUUUGUUGCAAUAUCAAUGGUAGAAUACUAUGUCAUCCCCAACCUGCAAAGUGCUCCCAAUCGAACUGUUUCUUUUGUAAACAUCCUGUUGACUCGAAGUUAAAAUUUGUUUUUAUUGUAAGAAAUGGUUAGGAUAUGAAAAAAUAAUGUAGCGCACCAAUAAUUGUCUUGAGAACAUAAUAUAAUUUUUAAAAAAAAGUUUUACUUCCUAGUUUAGUCAUGAAAACGGGAUAAAGUUUUUUUCUCUCCUAAAUGAUCUCAAUUGGACACCCAAACAAAAUUUAUCCUGUUUCAGGCUCAAACCAGACAGUAAAACUUCAGACAUUUUUAAAAAUUAUGUCAAGUACUCCAGCCAAUCUUUGAUGAGCUACAAUGUUUUUUUGAUAUUCUAACAAUUUCUUAGAAUAAAAAAAAAUAAAAUUUUAGUCUACAAAGAAACAGUCUGAUUUGGAGCAUUAUACAGGUGUGUCUGACCAUUGAAUAUAACAAAAGGGACUGUCAGUGUGGUAUUGUUUUUUUAAGGACAGUGGAGUUUGGAGUAGGUUAAAAUUUAUGUCCAGUUUUCCAGUCAAUCUUUGAUGAACUACAUGUUGUAUAAUGUUUUUUUUUUGAUAUUCUAACAAUUUCUUAGAAUAAAAAAAAAAUUGAGUUGACAGAAACAGUCUGAUUCAAAGCAUUAUGCAGGUGCAAGAUGAUGUAGUAAUCAACCAUUGAAUGUCACAAAAGGGACUGUCAGUGUGGUAUUGUUUUUUAAGGACAAUGAAGUUUGGAGUAGGUUAGAAUGGACCUUUUUGUACAGAAAACAUAUCUAAUCAACAACAGUUUUCUUUGGCAGUUUUUAUAUAAAAGUACAAUGUAUAGCUAAACGUAGUGGACAUAAUUUAUUUUAUUGACACAACAAAAUUCUAUAUAAACAAAUUUAGUUAGUGGUUAGAGAUUUUAAAUAAGAAAUUUAUUUUGUUUCAAUCCUAAUAACCAAAUAAUGUGUAUAUGAGGUAUACAAGACCAAAGAUUCUGUCAGGUGGUUCAUUUGACUGAGUGUUUUUCAUUUUUCUUUUUCAUUUAGUUAAUGAUUGCAUCACAAAAUGUAGUAUGCCUAAUUGUCACUAAUAUAUUUUGUAAAAUCUAUAAAUGCAAUUUCAUGUAAUAUGCUUUGUAAUAAAUUAAAGAUAUAUGAAAAAUGUUUUUAACUGUGUAGCAUUUAUAAAUAUAUUCUCUUUUCAGUCAA